Momordica charantia (bitter melon) is the source of this 2051-nucleotide messenger RNA. Its product is annotated as DC1 domain-containing protein. Gene Ontology annotation, molecular function: thioredoxin-disulfide reductase (NADPH) activity. Lineage: Eukaryota; Viridiplantae; Streptophyta; Magnoliopsida; Cucurbitales; Cucurbitaceae. The record is from RefSeq and is a predicted model, not a curated record.
ACAACUAAGGGCGGACUUUUUUUGGAGAGUAGUUGAUGAGAUUUGACUUUCGAGCUAAAGGAAUAAACAAGAGGAGGCCUUAUCGAAUCUCGACAUCAGAAAGAAAAAGCUAAUUCACAAGCGAAAGCAAAAGCAAAAGAUCGAGGGCAAGAGAAAACCCAGCAAAGCAGGUUGACCCAUGGCUGAUGGUUUUGAUGAAGUUACUCAUGACUUGGAAUCUCUGCUUUCCUCAGAUGGGAGAGAAUAUGUCGUUCGCAGCAAUGGUGAUCAGGUCAACAUAAGUAGCUUAACUGGGAAGAUUGUGGGUUUGUAUUUCUCCGCUUCGUGGUGUCCUCCAUGUCGCCGUUUCACUCCAAUCUUCGCGGAGAUUUACGAAGAACUAGCACCCAAGGGUGAAUUCGAAGUGGUGUUUGUUUCUUCUGAUAGAGAUGAGGAAUCAUUCAAUGCGUAUUUCUCCAAAAUGCCCUGGCUAUCUAUUCCUUUCUUGGAUCCAGAGACCCAUAAACGACUUAAGACACUGUUUAAAGUUAGGGGAAUUCCUCACCUCGUUGUUCUUGAUGCCAACGGAAUGGUUUCCACGGUUGAUGGAGUGAGACUUAUAAGGGAGUAUGGAGUUGAAGCUUUUCCGUUUAGUGGUGAGAGGAUAGAUUUCCUCAAACAGAAAGAGGAUGAGGCCAAGAGGAAUCAAACAAUAAGUUCCAUAUUGGUCUCCACCUCUCGCAAUUACGUGCUUUCUAAUGAUGGAAAUCAGAUUCCUGUAUCUGAGCUUGAAGGGAAAGUGGUCGGGCUUUAUUUCUCAGUGCAUCAUCAUGGACCAUGUCUUGAGUUCACCGAGACUCUGGUGGAGAUUUACAGGAGAUUGAAAGAAAAAGGAGAGAAGUUUGAAAUUGUACUGAUUUCUUUAGAUAGAGAAGAAGAGUCCUUCAAUGAAGGCUUCCAGUCUAUGCCGUGGUUGGCAUUGCCGUUUAAUGAUAAAAAAUGUGAAAAAGUUGCUCGUUAUUUCGAGCUUAAGGCCAUACCUUCCCUCGUCGUGAUUGGGGCGGAUGGAAGAACUUUGAACCCCAAUAUUGUCGAGGUUGUUGAAGAACACGGUAUUGAUGCCUACCCAUUUACACCUGAAAAACUUGUUGAACUUGCAGAGAUUGAGAAGGCAAAGCUCGAGUCCCAGACUCUAGAGUCACUUCUAGUUUUGGGGGACAGAAAUUUUGUGAUCGACAGAAGUGGUAUGAAGAUCCCUGUACUUGAAAUUGUUGGAAAGUAUGUUCUGCUAUAUUUCUCAGCACAUUGGUGCCCUCCAUGCCGUGCAUUCAUGCCCAAGCUUGUAGAGGCAUAUCAUGAAAUCAAGCAAAAGGAGAAAGAGUUUGAAAUCAUCUUCAUUUCGAGUGAUAGAGACGAAUCGUCGUUUGAGGAGUUCUUUUGUGGAAUGCCUUGGUUGGCGCUGCCGUUUGGGGAUCAAAGGAAGAAAUUGCUCACUCGCAGGUUCAAAAUCGGAAGCAUUCCGAGCGUUGUAGCUAUUGACCAAAGCGGGCAGACGGUUACGACAGAGGGACGGAAGCUGAUAACAACAUAUGGAGCAAAUGCCUAUCCUUUCAAAGAGGAGCACCUGAAACAUUUGGAGAAGGAACAGAAGGAAAAGGAGGGAUGGGUUUGUGAAGGAGAUGUUUGCCGUAAAGCUUGAGAGAAUGUCGAGUAGUUGAAGAGUUGUCCAUCCAAGCACCAGUACCCGCUCCUGCUCUUUGUUUGUCUUGACUCUUGUGAUGGAAACGGAAUAUUGUGGACGACAGCAACUCUGUGCUAGCCUAAACCGUAUGCUUAAUGAAUAAGAAAUGCUACUUAACUUUCGUGUACACUAAUUCAUGUUAUAUUCCAUUAGCCACAGUUAAUAAGUGAUAUUGGUAUGAGAUUAGUUUCAUGUUAAGUCACUUUAUUCUAUUUGUUCUUUCUUUGGAUGCGGGGAGGAAAUUAACGAGAUUACAAAAGGAGAGUGAUUCUCAAUUUGAGAUAUGUACCAUAUCAUUAUCCAAUUUAAAGAAUGGAGAUUCUCAUUCGUA